Messenger RNA from Ilyonectria robusta, 632 nucleotides. RefSeq lists its product as uncharacterized. NCBI's taxonomy places the organism in Eukaryota, Fungi, Ascomycota, Sordariomycetes, Hypocreales, Nectriaceae. The record is from RefSeq and is a predicted model, not a curated record. Bases 447 to 611 code for a protein of 54 amino acids. The transcript has a single exon.
CAGAAAUAUGGCGUGCUGCCGGAGUCGUUUGAAGCGCUGCUGAGCAGCCCUACUCGGAAAUGCUACUUAGCUUAGCUAGCUGUUCCGUUGCGCGUCGAAAGGUCGUAAGCCUAUCUUAUAUGGUCUGGCAGUAAAGCAGGUGUUCUAGGUUGGACGUUGAGACAAGGUGCACUCGGCGAAGCAAGUCGUGGAGAGAGAGUGUCUGUUAUUUUCCGCCCCGUCGAUCCCUGCGAGUUAUAGGCUCUACAAAACUUGCUGUACGCGGAACAUUCUGACAAUUCCCGCUGUCAUACCUGCCGCCGAACUUACCUAGGCCCUCUGCCACAUUUCCUUCUAGUGCCAGCGAUUCCGUUUAACAGCGUCGCGGCCGCAGAGGUGCCGAUGGUGGCAUCAUCACCUAGCAGUCCCUGUCAUUUUAUUCUCCAACCUCUCCUUACCCGAGCGGGAUGCCAAAAGCGGGCGUUACUCCCAGAAACAUUCUGAUGGUAGGGUCACUUGGCUUGAUGAUUAUCAUGAUGGAUAUUGAGAGCAUCUGUUUGGUUCCAGCACUAGCAUGUCUAGGUAUGUUCGCGAUUAUAGUCAUUGUGUGUAGGCAAUCCACAUCGUGGUGAUGUGAACGGCCUCUAGUAACU